Branchiostoma floridae (Florida lancelet) is the source of this 1632-nucleotide messenger RNA. Its product is annotated as vesicular glutamate transporter 3-like. The coding region runs from base 260 to 1507 and encodes 415 amino acids. NCBI's taxonomy places the organism in Eukaryota, Metazoa, Chordata, Leptocardii, Amphioxiformes, Branchiostomatidae. Gene Ontology annotation, cellular component: synaptic vesicle membrane; excitatory synapse. The record is from RefSeq and is a predicted model, not a curated record. Gene Ontology annotation, biological process: synaptic transmission, glutamatergic; regulation of synapse structure or activity; neurotransmitter loading into synaptic vesicle. The transcript is spliced from 10 exons. Gene Ontology annotation, molecular function: neurotransmitter transmembrane transporter activity; L-glutamate transmembrane transporter activity.
UUUAAGACGUGUCCUGAUUUCGGUUGUGAGUGUUAUUUGAGGAAUGGUAGUGUUGAAUUAGUCAGGAAUACUCAUGAUAGAUAAUUGACAUAACAAGUUCGCAUUUGAGGUGACGUUUUCAUCAAUUUUAUGAAGUUUGAUUUUUGACAUGAUGGCAAAACCCUUUACUCUUCGUUUGGACAGGAUUGCAUGAAUUGCUGGUAUAUGCUGGAACUGUGACGUGUCCCUAAGAAGACAAAGGAGGUUGUCAGAGAGCAGAAUGGUGGAUUCAGACAGUUCUUCGGAGGCAAUACCUACAUCCAAGAAACUGCUGUGUGGUCUAGUCUUCACCGCGAUGCUACUUCAGUACGCAGGGAGGACCAGUGUGUCUGUUGUCCUUGUACAGCUACAGGAGUCAACAAGCAACAUCACAAACGCCAGUGUCUCUAAGCCUCAUGUCGGGUACAGCCAGUUCCAAGUCGGAGUAAUACUGAGUUCGGUCUACGCUGGUAUGCUGCCCUCGAGCUUUAUUGGAGGUUUCCUGGCCUAUCGGUAUAGGGCUAUGAGGGUGCUCUUGACAUCAGUUGGCAUCAACUCCGUUGUCCACUGUCUCGGCCCUGUCAUGUUCCAACGUUUUGAGACUGCGGUUACUCAACGUGUUCUGGCAGGGCUGGCAGAGGGAACAUCAGAGCCUGCUGCUUACGGUGUUCUUGGUGAAUACAUGCUACCGAGACAAAGUGCAAGAGUUGCUCCCUUCGUCUUUUCAGGCUUCUAUUUCGGCCAGUUCCUUGGACUCAUAUCGACAGGCUUUAUAACCCAAAGGCUCUCCUGGAAGGUGACAUUUUAUCUAUUUGGUUGCCUGGGGAUUGUAUGGACGAUCGUCUCAGUUGGGGUGGAAGCAACAGGUGUUGCGAAAAAGCAUGAAAAGGACGAAACGGCUGAAAAGGACAAUGGCAAGAUCACAAACAUGAAAAGCGUCCCGUUUUGCCGUAUCUUGACAUCAGGGGCUGUUUGGGCCUUAAUUCUAUUACACGUGUUGUCUUACACUUGGGACCCAAACUUGCUUCCACUCUACUUCAACCAAGGCUUUGGCACGAAGGUCGAACUGGCUGGAAUGCUAGCUGGAAUUCCAAUACUAGCAUUUGCAGCUUUAGAGCAGCUGUUCGCUCUGUUUGGAAACUUCCUCUGCAAGUAUGUCACAACAACUGUCGCGCGAAAGGCCAUGGCUGUCACUGCUUGUUUAUGCGUUUCUGGAUGCCUUGUCGUGGCAGCCUUUACCACCAACUUUGCUGUGGCAGCCUGUUUCGUUGCCGUUAGCUUUGGAUGUUCUGCAGCGAGGGUAGCGGGUAUGUUCUUUUCGUUUUUUUUUAACCUUGAACCGAGAGUUCAAGGUCUUGGUUCACAUUUUGCCAUACGUUUGCCAUGCUUUUGCCCUUCGUGUGUGGUAAAAAGUGAUGAGAGAAGAGGGUCGGGCUCCGCCAAUAAAUACUGUGCCCUGGACACAGUAGAUAACAACUCGCUGCCCUAAGGCCUUAAAAAGGGCUAUAAUGCUACAUUUAUGCACUGCAAGCAGGAGCCAUGUUGGUUAGUUUUUCAUUUCUUUUCUUUUCUUCUUCUUCUUUCCAAUUUCUGAUGAUGCCCCUUGGAUCUUAU